UCAAGAUUGUUUCGAGUUUCGAUAAUCUAUAAUUCAUCUCGUGUUAUUGUCUUUGGACCGUUUCAAAGAUUCAAUGGCUACUCGUUUCUCAACUUUUGUAUUCCCCCUCAUCCUUAGUGCUUUUAUGUUGAUGAACUUCGAUUUUUUUGUGAUGACGGUGAGUGCGAGACAUCUUUUGGAGUCGCCAUUACCCAAGGUACCUGAAGAGCUUCCGAAGCCAGAAGUACCUAUUUUGUCAAAGCCUGAGCUUCCUCCAUUGCCGAAGGUUGAGUUGCCUCCUUUGGAAAAGCCUAAAGUGCCUGAAUUGCCAAAGCCUGAGCUCCCAAAAGUACCUCAGUUGCCUCCUUUGGAAAAGCCCAAAGUGCCGGAAUUGUCUAAACCUGAACUCCCAAAAUUACCUCAGUUGCCUCCUUUAGAAAAGCCUAAAGUGCUCGAAUUGUCUAAACCUGAGCUCCCAAAAUUACCUCAGUUGUCUCCUUUGGAAGAACGUAAAGUGCCCGAGUUGUCAAAGCCUGAGCUCCCAAAAUUACCUGAGUUGCCUAAACUUGAGGUUCCCGAAGUACCAAAAUUGCCUAACUUGCCAAAACCCGAACUCCCUAAGUUGCCUGAAUUUACACCUCUACCAAAGCCCGUUUUGCCUACCUUUCCAAAGGACAUACCCAUCCCUUCGUUCAACCCACCACACGCAACUACCAUUAAACCUUGAAUAGCAUAUUCAAUUGUGGGCUACAAGAGUUGAAUUAAAGAUACAUUCAUACACAACUGAAAACUAUACUUCGUUUUUUUUCUUCUUUUUAAUUAUCAUUUCUAGUAAGCAUAUGAGAGGUUUAUAUAUCUUGUCUCAAUUCUUGUUUGUUUCGUGUUCUUAUACUUAUAAGAUGUUGUUUUCUAUAUGAAA
Messenger RNA from Cucurbita moschata (crookneck pumpkin), 898 nucleotides. Its product is annotated as protein PELPK1-like. Lineage: Eukaryota; Viridiplantae; Streptophyta; Magnoliopsida; Cucurbitales; Cucurbitaceae. The record is from RefSeq and is a predicted model, not a curated record. The transcript has a single exon. The coding region runs from base 74 to 706 and encodes 210 amino acids.